AAUAUGAUAUUCAACAUGUCGUCUGAUGUUUUCCUUGGAAGCUUAUUACGUGAUAAAUUGCAUGCUUUUUGUCUCGUACCGAUAGACAAUAUUUUAACAGCUGUAGCCAGGUGGACCAACGCCUAACGUAAAACCGAAAAACCUCGAUAUUAUCGAGAUGCUUUUUAUUGCUUGUACUGAGGUUGUUUAUUUGGUGAUUGUUGGGGACAUCCAGUGAAAACACUGUUUACAUAACAUUUUUCACCACUCUUCCCGUGAUGUUAGCGAGAGAUUUCUGUUAUACUAAGCGAAUAUAAUUCUUAAUGGACCGGCAAUCGGAUUGCAGUUCAUAUAGUAUUGCACCUACCAUUUGAAUGAUGUACAGUAGACAGACGUGUAACGUUUUUGAAGACUUACUCUCUUUCAAACGCACGCCUGAGUGAUCUGGGGAAUGCAACCAGCAGUGAUAACAAUUCCGACCGCCUCCUGUGCCACAGAGGCCAGUGAUCUACAGAGGGCAGAGAGCAGAGGAUGCAGUCCCGAAAAGCACAGCCAGGACGGCUCGUCGUCGUCGAGGAGCAUCCGAGAGGAUCUGAGGAAAGAUGAAGGCCCCUGGAAAGAGGACAGUCUUACUCCGGCAGAGAAGCUCGACAGUGCGCGCACAGCCUGCGAGCAACUAAUUAAAAGCCACGAGGUGUCACGGGCCAUGACUGAGCUCAUCAGAUGUGUGGCACUGUCCAGGCUGGUCUACGGAGACGGGCACUGGCGUCUUGCAGAGGCUUUCGCCAAUGUGGCUUAUGGGUAUUUAAAGCUUCGAGGACUUCCUGCACAAGCACAACAGCAUGCUGAGACUGCUAGAGACAUUCUGCUGGCUGGGACACUGUUACCAGAACUUGUGGAGAAGAAAGACAUACUUCCUACCUUAAUGACCACCUACUACACCCUUGGGGUGGCACACCUCAUGCAGAAAAAUCUGAAUGAAGCUCACCAGAACCUGCAGAAAGCUGAGAAGAUCUAUCAGGGACACCAGGGCCUGUGUAGAUCAGAAUACCGAGCCCAGAAUGUCUCCCGGGAAGACCUGCAACGGGCCCUGGGCAGGGUGGCCUUGCAGCAGAAAAGACCUGCGUCUGCUGUGCUGUACUUUGAAAAAGCAGCUUCCUGUGUGAGCUCCACGCGAGGACAGGACAGUCUAGACCUGGUCGGCAUCUACCAGGAGAUGGCAAGAGCAGAGCAGAUGAGAGCCAGGCAUGAGGAGGCCAUCGAACACCUGCUGCAGGCUCACUCCAUAGCUACAGCCCAGCUCGACGAGAGCGUGGAGACAGCCCAGGCAGCCUUGUUACUUGCUCAAGGCUAUGCUGCAGCAGGAAGUUUACGCAGUAGCGAGCUGACAGAACAGUAUUUCAAGGAAAGCAUAAAUAUGUUUCGCAGUGUACUGGGAGAAGAAAACCCUCUGACGUUCCCCGCAGUGGAUAACUACACAAGCUGGCUGAUUCAAACAGGAAGACAGCAGCAGGCGCUCGAACUUCUCCGCAGUACGCUGCAGCGCAGAGUGGAGGCUUUUGGCAACUACAGUGAUUCAAUGGCUGACACUUUGAGCCUAAUGAGCAGUAUUACUCUUGCCGGGGGAGAGAUGAAGAAGGCCUACAAGCUGCUCAAGAAGUGCCUAGAGAUUCAGACAGUCCUGUAUGGAAGCCAGCACAAGAAGAGCAGACAGACCCAGCAGCUACUGGACAUGUUAAACAAGUCUCCUGCUGUAUGCAAAAAUAGUCUGCAGCCACAAUAACCACGAUCCCACAAGGUCACAAGAGAGAAGUACACAUGGGAGAGGAGGCAGACUAAUUCAGACUUAGGCCCAUUCUACUGUAUGCCAAGUGAGAUGGUCAGUGUGAGGCUGAGAUAUGUCAUUCACUGUUUUCCUGCUUUACUUUCCAAACAUGGCUGGAUGCUGUGAAUUCCAGCUGCAUCAGACACUGUGAAGUUGUGUGGUAAAGCUGUAUCAUUCUAUUACAAGUAAUGCCCUUUGAGUUAAUUGCUUUCAAACACAGACCAAGAAUCCAAAUGUUCAAAGUGUAAAAUUUACAUCCUGACCUGAAACCAUCAUGAUAAAAAGGUAAAGAAAAAAUAUCACUACGAGUGGCUCUAACAUUAAA
Molecule: messenger RNA, 2129 nt
Organism: Lepisosteus oculatus (spotted gar)
Lineage: Eukaryota; Metazoa; Chordata; Actinopteri; Semionotiformes; Lepisosteidae
Product: tetratricopeptide repeat protein 23-like
Molecular function (GO): protein binding
Source: RefSeq, a predicted model, not a curated record